UGUACCCAAGAUAUUUAUUACAAAAGACAAGUCGGAACUCGUUUGAUGCUUGUCCUUCCCGGUCUUCUCCACCACCCUCUAUGCCUUUAAAUCCCUACAACAUUAAUUAUAUUUGUCAAAUAUAAUAUUUAAAAUAAAAAGGGAAAGAACAAAAAUUUUGAGCAUUAAUUCCCAAAGCCCAUUUUCUCACUCUUUCCCUGCUGCAAACUUAUAAUUUCUCUUUCCCUCCCUCUCUCUCUCUCUCUCACCAAUAAAGUCUAGAGGAGGCUGUGUGUAAAAAGGAGAGUUUUUGCUUUGAGUUUGAGAUUGUUUUAUUGUGGGUUUGGUGGUGGUUAGAGAGUAAUAUUGUGGCUGUUUGGAAUUAAAGAAAGAGAGAGACAAACAUGGGAAGGACACCAUGUUGUGAUAAGAAGGGUUUGAAGAAAGGGCCAUGGACAGCUGAAGAGGAUGAACUUCUUGUUAACUAUAUUAAAAAAAAUAAUGGCCAUGGAAGCUGGCGUUCUCUUCCCAAGCUAGCAGGUCUUCUUCGGUGUGGGAAGAGUUGCAGGCUUAGGUGGACAAAUUAUCUUAGACCAGAUAUUAAGCGUGGUCCUUUCACUCAGGAGGAAGAGAAGCUCAUCAUACAGCUUCAUGGCAUGCUCGGAAAUAGGUGGGCUGCUAUAGCUUCACAACUACCAGGAAGAACUGAUAAUGAGAUCAAGAAUCUAUGGAACACCCACUUGAAGAAGCGUCUAAUUGGGAUGGGGCUUGACCCACUAACCCAUGAACCCUACAACUCUCACUCUCCAACUACCAAACCACCUGCAUCUCCUGCCACUCGUCACAUGGCUCAAUGGGAGAGUGCUCGUCUCGAAGCUGAGGCUCGCCUUUCCCGGGAAUCGUCCAUCUUCGGUGCUCAACCUCUUCCUCCUCUUCCUCAUCAACCAACAAAAAUAGACUCCGAUUACUUUCUUCGACUGUGGAACUCCGAAGUCGGAGACUCCUUCCGCAAUGUUACGGGCCGAGGUGAUCAUAAAGCGGCCUGCCAUAGCCCGACCUCCCAGGCUUCCUCGUCGACAAAAUGUGGUUCGGUUUCGGCUGUCACGACAGAUCAAGUUAGCCCUCAGUUGAUUGGGUUCUCAGCAGGAAUGGCUUCAGGAAACCAAAAUGAAGAAAUGAUGGAGUGCAAGAGCUGCAAAUCAAACACUGAAGAAGUGAUUUGUGGUGGGUCUGAUUCCUCAAGCUCCAUUGAUGAUAUGGAUGAUUGUUCAGACACUGCAUUUCAGUUACUGCUUGAUUUCCCCAUUAACAAUGACAUGAGCUUCUUGGAAGAAGGAAACAGUCAUGAUGAAUAUGCCCCAGCUCCUGCUUCUAUGUUCAAUAUGGAGAAUUCUUUCUUAUGCCCACUCUGAAUUAAGAGCAUGGUUUUUGUUGUUAUAUUUUGGGGAAAAAAAACAAAAAACUCAUGAACUGUUAGCUUGAAGUUUUGCUGGUGUUUGCUCUAUAUAUUUUAUGUAUUCAAGAUGUCAAGUGAGUGAAUCAGGGUACUAAUUUUAUUAGUUCUUUUAGCUUUUGAUGGUUUAGAGGGCAAUUUAUAGUGCCAGCUUGUACCAUCUAUUAGGUUUUUUUUACCAGAACUUGUUAUGGAUUCAGUAUGUAUAGAGCUAAAUUUUAUAUCUAUAUAUAUAUAUAUAUAUUAUAUUCCUUUUC
This is a messenger RNA of Ziziphus jujuba (common jujube), 1689 nucleotides long. RefSeq names its product transcription factor MYB17. NCBI's taxonomy places the organism in Eukaryota, Viridiplantae, Streptophyta, Magnoliopsida, Rosales, Rhamnaceae. The transcript has 3 exons. The record is from RefSeq and is a predicted model, not a curated record. Bases 384 to 1391 code for a protein of 335 amino acids.